This is a messenger RNA of Aureobasidium subglaciale EXF-2481, 1743 nucleotides long. RefSeq lists its product as uncharacterized. The record is from RefSeq and is a predicted model, not a curated record. The coding region runs from base 1 to 1743 and encodes 580 amino acids. NCBI's taxonomy places the organism in Eukaryota, Fungi, Ascomycota, Dothideomycetes, Dothideales, Saccotheciaceae. The transcript is spliced from 2 exons. Gene Ontology annotation, molecular function: oxidoreductase activity; FAD binding.
AUGCUUCGCUCGACACUCGCUUCCGGCAUCACGAUCGGUGCUCUUGCCUCAAUCUCAUCAGCAGCAGCUUUAGCCGUGACUGCGAAUAUUGCUGCAGCUUCUGUCAACAGAGCCGACUGCAGAUGCUUCCCCGGAGACGCUUGCUGGCCGAGUGCAAAUGAGUGGAACAGUUUGAACCAGACAGUCAACGGCCGCCUCAUCGCUACGAUUCCUCUUGCCGCUGCAUGUCACGACGACCAGUACGCUGCUUACGAUGAAGAGAGAUGCUCUGAGCUCCAGAAUAGCUGGUUGGAUCCUGAGACACAUCUUCCUAGCUCUUCGUCGAUCAUGGCCCCCUUCUUUGCCAACCAAAGUUGUGAUCCAUUUCAACCUCGCUCCGCACAGUGCGUGAUUGGCACAUACGUCCAAUAUGCCAUCAACGUCUCGGACGUCACCGAUGUUGUCAAUGGUCUUAACUUUGCUACCAACCACAACAUUCGUCUCGUUGUACGAAACACUGGCCAUGACUACAACGGUAAGAGCACCGGUGCUGGUGCUCUCGGCCUUUGGAUGGGAAACCUCAAGGAUACUGAGAUCAAGGAUUGGUCAGACAAGCAUUACACUGGUAAAGCCAUCAAGGUCGGUGCUGGUAUUCGUGGUGGUGAGGCAUACAAGAUUGCCGAUGCCGCUGGCUAUCAGGUCGUCGGUGGUGAAUGUCCUACGGUCGGCAUUGCUGGGGGCUAUUCUCAAGGUGGUGGUCACUCCGCUUUGACUUCCAGGCACGGUCUUGCUGCCGAUCAAGUCCUUGAAUGGGAGGUCGUUACCGCCACCGGAGGCCACAUCUUGGCCAACCGUCAGCAAAACACCGAUCUUUACUGGGCCCUAUCUGGCGGUGGUGGCGGUACCUAUGGCAUUGUUCUUUCUAUGACCUCGAAACUCCACCCUGACACUCCCACCGUCGGCUUCAACUUGACCUUUACCAGCGCUGGCAUCCCAAUGGACAUUUAUUACGAAGCCAUCACUGCAUAUCACGCUGCACUCCCUGCGAUCGUUGAUGCUGGAGCUAUGAGCGUUUGGUACUUCACCAACGAAUCUUUCGCCAUCUCGCCCAUCACUGCCCCUGACGUAGGUCUCAGUGAGCUUAUGGAUCUGCUGGCUCCUUUCAUGGACAAGCUUGAUCAACUCAACAUCACCUACACCCACUACUUUGGCCAAUUUGAGACUUACCUCGAGCACUUUGACACAAUGUUCUCACCCAUCCAGGUUGGUAUCGCGCAGUAUGGCGGUCGUCUCAUUCCUCGCUCCGUGGUCGAGAACAACAACACCGCUCUUACCGAGGCUUUCCGCUUCAUCAACGAGAAUGGUGGUCAAUUCAUUGGUGUCGGUGUCAACGCCUCGCUCGCCCGCUCUGGCUUCCCUGAAAACGCUGUCAACCCCGGCUGGCGCGACGCUUUGAUUGACACUACCCUGACCACUCCCUGGAACUUCACAGCACCUUGGGAAGAGAUGGUAGCCAACAAGGACAAGAUGACCAAUCUCUUCAUCCCAAAGCUUGCCGAGCUGACUCCCAACGGAUCCUGCUACCUCAACGAGGGUGACUUCCAACAGCCCAACUUCCAGGAAGUGUUUUAUGGCAAAAAUUACCAGAAGUUGAGUGAGAUCAAGGACAAGUAUGAUCCUCAUCAUAUCUUUUACGCCACUACUGCUGUUGGAUCUGAGUACUGGGAGCCCCAGGAGGACGGCAGACUUUGCAGAGCCACUUGA